Manihot esculenta (cassava) is the source of this 2028-nucleotide messenger RNA. Its product is annotated as notchless protein homolog. The transcript is spliced from 13 exons. Bases 260 to 1675 code for a protein of 471 amino acids. Gene Ontology annotation, cellular component: nucleolus. Gene Ontology annotation, biological process: ribosomal large subunit assembly. NCBI's taxonomy places the organism in Eukaryota, Viridiplantae, Streptophyta, Magnoliopsida, Malpighiales, Euphorbiaceae. Gene Ontology annotation, molecular function: protein binding. The record is from RefSeq and is a predicted model, not a curated record.
GAGCAAAAAAGAAUCUUUUUGCAACGAUUCGUAGAAAUCCAACGGCACGGUGAACGCCAGGUAGGCACAAACCACAGUCUCCUCAAAAACCCAAACUUUUUAAACCCUCGAAAAACCCUAAUUCCUUGUUUAUCUUGCAAAGUAAAAUACCAGAGCCAAAAACCCAAAACCUCCUUCGAUACCAAUAUUGGAAUUUUCUUGUUUGUACUGUAAAUAUAGAUACACGAUUAUAGGUCCUUAAUUCAAGAGCAAUUAGAAAAUGGAGGUGGAAACGGUGAAUAACGUGAUGUGCCAAUUCACAGACAGGGAAGGAACGGCUCUGGGAGCUCCCUUAUAUCUUCCACAGAAUGCUGGUCCACAGCAGCUUCAACAAAUCGUUAACAAGCUUCUCAACAAUGAAGAGAAGUUGCCAUAUUCUUUCUACAUAUCAGACCAGGAGCUUCUUGUUCCACUUGAAACUUACUUACAAAAAAAUAAAGUUUCCGUGGAGAAGGUACUUUCCAUUGUUUAUCAACCACAAGCUGUUUUCCGAAUCCGUCCAGUUAAUCGUUGUUCAGCAACUAUUGCUGGUCACACGGAAGCUGUACUUUCAGUUGCUUUUAGUCCUGAUGGGCGGCAUUUGGCAAGUGGCUCUGGAGAUACCACUGUCCGUCUAUGGGAUCUUAAUACCCAAACACCAAUGUUUACAUGUACAGGACACAAGAAUUGGGUUCUUUGUAUUGCAUGGUCACCAGAUGGUAAACAUCUCGUGAGUGGGAGCAAGGCUGGAGAGCUUCAGUGUUGGGAUCCUCAUUCAGGAAAGCCAUCAGGCAAUCCGCUUGUGGGCCACAAAAAAUGGAUCACCGGCAUCUCUUGGGAGCCGGUCCACUUGAAUGCACCAUGUCGUCGUUUUGUUAGUGCUAGCAAAGAUGGUGAUGCACGCAUAUGGGAUGUCUCAUUAAGGAAAUGUGUUAUCUGUCUCACUGGUCAUACACUUGCAAUAACUUGCGUGAAAUGGGGUGGAGAUGGAGUAAUUUAUACUGGCUCCCAAGAUUGUACCAUAAAAGUCUGGGAGACUUCACAGGGGAAGUUAAUUCGGGAAUUGAAGGGUCAUGGGCAUUGGGUAAACUCCCUGGCUUUGAGCACUGAAUAUGUUCUUCGCACUGGAGCUUUUGAUCAUACUGGCAAAACAUAUUCUUCACCAGAAGAAAUGAAAAAGGUUGCUCUGGAAAGAUACAACAAAAUGAAAGGCAAUGGCCCUGAGAGAUUAGUUUCAGGUUCUGAUGAUUUUACUAUGUUUCUCUGGGAACCUGCUGUUAGCAAACACCCUAAAACUCGUUUGACAGGUCAUCAACAGCUUGUAAAUCAUGUUUACUUCUCACCUGAUGGGCAAUGGGUGGCUAGUGCCUCAUUUGAUAGGUCAGUCAAGCUGUGGAAUGGUGUAACUGGAAAAUUCGUUGCUGCUUUUCGCGGUCAUGUUGGGCCGGUUUAUCAAAUCAGUUGGUCAGCUGACAGUAGGCUUCUUUUAAGUGGAAGCAAAGACUCCACGCUGAAGGUUUGGGAUAUUAGGACACUGAAGUUGAAACAAGACCUCCCAGGCCAUGCUGAUGAGGUAUAUGCUGUUGAUUGGAGUCCCGACGGCGAGAAGGUAGCCUCUGGAGGCAAGGAUAGGAUGUUGAAAUUAUGGUUGGGAUAGACCUUGCAGAGGAGUUCAUGGUAGAAAUGUCUGAACUGCAUAAUCGUCGGCAGUUUCCAUAGACAGAAAGAUGUAUUGAUAUCUCGACAUACUUAGAGAAAACUGAAAGAAAUGGCCAUAUGAAUGUUCAGUGGAAGAAGCAACCCUGUUUUCACAUGAGAACUGCAAUUUUGUAACAUUUGUUUCUGGUGUUCACGAGAAUUUUUUCAAUACAAUGUUAUAGCCAUUGACUAUAGUGGAUUCUAUAUAGGUUCUACUAUAAUCAAUGGUCAACAUCUAACUGUUGUAAACUGGAUAUACUGAGUAUUGAGUGGAGGAAGAAUGAAAUGGUUAGUUAUUCUUUGCAAGAUCAA